CUGCAAUUAGCCUCCAACCCUGGCUUUUUAUCGACAAUCCAAUUCUCUCUCCAGCUUCCGCGUCUGCAAAACUAAAAUACUGCAAUGCGCUGGGCGUCCCAACUCGCCGCCUCAUGCUCUUACGACAGCUCCACCGGCCAUCUUCACGAUCGGUAGCCGCGGCCGCUGCAGUAGCAUGGCAAUGUCAAUGGCAAUGGCAGGCAUCGCAUACCGCGCUGCUGCACAAUAGCACCAGCCGACUCCAACCUCCCCCACCAUCACCACCACCACAACAACAACAAAAUAAUGCCAAAGAUCAAGAUCAAGAUCAGGAACAGGAACAAGACCAAGAUGCUGCGCCCAAGAAACCCAAAAACCGCCCUUCCCUCUUCGAGCAGCUCUUCCCCGACGAAGCCAAAACUCUCCUCAACAAAAAUACCACCCCCAAACCCUCCUGGGCCGAACACCUACUAGACGACCCCCCGCAGCCCCCCUCCCCCUCCCCCUCUCCGUCUCCCUCCGACGAGGAGGGCAACAACGUAAACGACGACAUCGGCAACGACGGAAGAAAAUCCCCGGCCGACGUGCCCCUGCGCGCGAAGAGCAUGCUCAUCCUCUCCGCGGCCAGCAAGCACCUGACGGAGAGCGACUUCCAGCGGCUGGGCCCGCAGGGCGCGCAUGUGGAGGGCUGGGUCGGCGGCCUGUCGCGGGUGAUCCAGGCGCGGGACCCGGACACCCUGCAGGCGCUGGGCCACUACUUCGUGCUGUUCGACCGGGAGGCCGCGGCCGCCGCCUACUGCGACGAGGUCGAGCGGCUGUGGCAGCUGGGCAAGGCGCACGUGCCGGGCGCGCACCACCGCCGGCGGAACAACAACAACAAGAGGGGCCGGGCGAGCAGCAGCAGCAGACGCCACCCGACCUCGUCGCCGUCGCCUGCCUCCGUGCCCCCGCCGCCCGGCCUGCCCGCCGCCGACGGCAGCAGCGAGGACGUGGCCGCGGACCUGCGGGCGUUCACGCUCGUGCCGCCCAGCCAGCGGUACUACCUGGACGUGUCGAGCGGGUUCAGCCGCGUGCGCAUCGAGGAGCUGGACGUCGGCGGCGUCGCGUUCGUCGACCGGCUGGCGGACCGCGCCGGCUCCAAGCACCUGGUGCUCGUGUCCGUGGACGGCGGCCGCAUGUCGGUCGACUGGCUGCGGCGGGCGAUCGAGGAGGACGGGCGGGAGCGGAACCUGCCGUGGGGGGUGACGAGCCUCGAGCGCGGGAUCCUGCCGUUCGGCAAGAGCGUGCUGAAGAAGCAGCUGGACGACAUGGAGCAGCAGCAGCAGCAGCAGCAAGAAGAAGUAGACGGGAGCUUCGAGGGGAGUUUGUUGGAUCAGGCCGAGCGGAUCGCGGGGAAGCCGGAGUGGCUUGAGGGACAAAGUGACGGGGUAGGAGGAGGGGAGAAGGGAAAGGCGAUGAUGGAUGAUGAUGGUGGUGGUUAUGGUGGUAAGACGGCGGCUGGGGGAGAAGGGAAAACGCUUAAGGAAGACGACGAUAGGAAGUAUAGGCGGUAUCCCCGCUUCAUCAUCCCCUUCGUGGAUAACGCCGAAGCUCAUCGUUUCGUCAGGCACUGGCACCGCCGGCACUUCAAGAUACGCAUGAGCAUCGCGGGGGAGAAGCCGAUAUCGUGGGACGAGACGAGGAUACUCAAUACUACGGUACUGUGGUAGUUGAUCAUUAUAUAUUAGGUACCUUAACCUAGCCUAUAGUUAUUCCACCUAAACUAAGCCAGCUAUAUCAUAUUUUAUCGCCCCUAUUACACCCUUCUUCAAAGUACCUAGGUACUCAGAUGUUGUUGAUCGGGUACAUACCAUUCAUUCAUUUUACGCGAUACGAGGUGAGGGGGGGAAAAAAGAAAGAAGGAAAGAAAGAAAGAAAGCGAAUAUGGCAAUGCAGACAGACACCGGUGCAGGCUCUCCGUAAACAUAGGUUAGGUAUAUACUUGAUCAGAGGGAAGAACCGACGAUGACUGAAAAAUGUAUUAGACCCAUAUCAACCAAACUCCGCCAAUAUAGUAUCGCCCUCACUUAAGCCCCUCCCCCCAGGCCUCAUUCUUCCUGUGUGAUU
Daldinia caldariorum is the source of this 2085-nucleotide messenger RNA. RefSeq lists its product as uncharacterized. The coding region runs from base 114 to 1688 and encodes 524 amino acids. The record is from RefSeq and is a predicted model, not a curated record. The transcript has a single exon. Lineage: Eukaryota; Fungi; Ascomycota; Sordariomycetes; Xylariales; Hypoxylaceae.